This is a messenger RNA of Bursaphelenchus xylophilus (pine wood nematode), 2180 nucleotides long. The record is from the annotation of a GenBank genome assembly. NCBI's taxonomy places the organism in Eukaryota, Metazoa, Nematoda, Chromadorea, Rhabditida, Aphelenchoididae.
AUGCUUUUAUUAAAUCUCAUCAUCGUCUGUGCAAUACCCUGGCUUAAAGCGUCACCCUCGAAGCCCCGAGGCAACCUGGGAACAUGUGUGGAUCCGUUGGGUGGACGACGGAGAGUUGGCGAAGAAUGGGUAGGUCUAGGAAAAAUAUUACACCGUUUUUUUAUUUUCAUUUUAUUUUUACAUCCUUCUUGUUCAACAUUCUUGUGGAUUGAGUAAUCAUUGGUGAUUUACGAGCCGGAAUUUUUGUUUUACUAUUCUUUUCAACCUUUUUUGGAAAGGAUUUUUUGAUAGUGGGUAAUUUCGCAAAAUUUCGAAAAUUGUUUUUCCGAAAGUUACUAUGCUAUCUUUCCACCUAUUUUUUCGCCCAAUUUAAUUUAUAGUAUCCAGUCAAUGAUAUUUCAACAAAUUUAAUCCUGACUAAUCUUCAAUCUGAUUAGUUAUCCUAAAUUUAGCAUAAUUGAAGCAAUUAGCAGAUGAGUUUUACAAAUUGCUAAUCUCAAAAAAAACGAUAGGUGAUCGUAUGGGGUACAGUAAACUGUCAGGCCUAGGAUAGUCAUUGCCGGGAUGAGCUGGUCAAAUUUAUUUUAAAAAUUUUGAUGAAAAGUCUUAUGUGAUCUUUGCUGGAGCGGCCGAGAUAUUUGGCCGGCCUUCCAGCUGAGAGAGUUGAGAAAAUGGAGAGACGGUCAGAGAAAACUUGAUUGCUGAUCGUUUUUUAUGAGGUACUCGGAGAAAGCUGACCUUCUACUUUUUGACAUAAAAUUUACGGUCACUUCUGUAAAGCACCUGUUAAAAAUGCCGCAUACGUUUUCGAAGAUAGUUUUUUUUCAUGAUUUGAAUUUUUUUCUCAUUUUGCACUUCACAUUUUUUUGAUGACAAAAGAAGACCCCAUACGGCACUUCCUAAAUGUCAUUUAUGUUCUCUGUAGCUUUUCAUUCAUUGUACAGGGUUUUCGACUUUUUUCUACAACCCUUCCAUCAAACCGGCCCGAAUUCCGUCGCUUAUUCCACAGCCAUUUGUCAUGUUCAAGGCCGGCGGAAUCAAUCAACUUUUGUUUCAGCAAUACGAUCAUAAGUUUGCACGUCGCUGUGUGGAGACAAAAAACGGCUGGCGAAUCGAGACGUUCGCCUGCAUCCUGCCCAGCGGCGAGUGGGUCAAGAUCGGCGAGACCAAAUACGGUGCGUCCUGCGAGCGGGACGAAUACGGUGUCACGAAGCUCUCCUUGCCGUUCACACUGAAUUGUGGGGCACGGGAAAAUGGUGGGUGAAAGCUUGGACACUUCAAACAUUUUGAAGCUCAAUUUUUUGGGCUACAAUGUUUGGACUUCUAAAAAAAAGUAUUAGGUCUAAAAGUAUGACUCCGCCGUUUUUUGGCUCGACAAUUUUAAUCAAAACAAAAAAAAUUACAUUAAAGCUUAUUCAAUUAUUAUUACCGCUACUAACUACGAUAUUUUCCCACAAUUUGAGCAACUUUGGAAUACCAUCAGUGAAAACGUUUUUUUGUUUUGAGGCGACUUAGUCAUCGGGCCAAUUUUGGACAUUUUUGCAUUCAGCGAAGCGCUGCCACCUCAGAUUGGGUUUCAUCGGUCGAAAAAAGUGUUAUUCUGAAAGUUCGAUGUCAGAAGAGUAUAGCGGGUAGGGUAGGACCUUUAACCUUAGGUGUUCUAGCGUGCAAAAUAAAGUUUCCCGCAAGUCACCUCUUCUUAGGAUGAGGUUGUACGAAGCGCAUAUGAUUAGAUAGCGUUUUCAACGUCCUUUCAUAGCAUAUAAACAGAAAUUGUAAAAUAAUAUUCCAACCUGUAAAAAAUGAAAAACAAAAAAACGGCGGAGUCAUACUUUUAGACCUAAUAGUACCAAAAGUUUAUGACCAUCUAUUCUUUUCUUUGUCAUAAAUUCGUGAUUUUUCCAGGAGAGCAAUGGGAUGAAGACGAGUUCCGAAAAGAAUGUCACUACGGUUCAAUAAGGCCGAUUGGUUGUUACACCAGAUAUCGACAUCUCAUUCCAGCCAAUGGAGUUUGGGUGGAAAAGAAUGUUACUUACAAGUAGGCCCAUUUAAUCUUCUUUUCGUCUAUUUUUGUUGUUUCCAAUUUCUGAAAGUAUCGAUAUUUCAUCCACUUGUUUAGAUGCGUCGUGACUGGACGAGGCGGUCUCGCGAUGACGACCGAUUCCACCAUGAAAACCUAG